Molecule: messenger RNA, 9260 nt
Organism: Meriones unguiculatus (Mongolian gerbil)
Lineage: Eukaryota; Metazoa; Chordata; Mammalia; Rodentia; Muridae
Gene: Gpr137b
Product: G protein-coupled receptor 137B
Exons: 7
Coding region: 136-1317 (393 amino acids)
Biological process (GO): negative regulation of bone resorption; regulation of autophagy; negative regulation of osteoclast differentiation
Cellular component (GO): lysosomal membrane
Source: RefSeq, a predicted model, not a curated record
GAUCAUGUGGUGCGGCGGGAGGAAGUGCGGCUUGUUUUCCCGGCUGGGCUCUGGAGCGGCGGCCGCGGCGCAAUGCGCCGGUACCCGGGAGCCGGAGGCUGCGAGCCCCGAUGAAGCCCGAGCGGCCCCAGCCCGAUGGAGGCGCCUCUCUGGGAGCCGGGGCGCAACGAGUCGCUGCCGCCCACGCUGAGCCCCGCGGUGCCGCCCUACGUGAAGCUCGGCCUCACCGCCGUCUACACCGCCUUCUACGCGCUCCUCUUCGUGUUCAUCUACGCGCAGCUCUGGCUGGUGCUGCGCUACCGCCACAAGCGGCUCAGCUACCAGAGCGUCUUCCUCUUCCUCUGCCUCUUCUGGGCCUCGCUGCGCACCGUGCUUUUCUCCUUUUACUUCCGAGACUUUGUGGCAGCCAACUCCUUCAGCCCCUUCGUUUUCUGGCUGCUCUACUGCUUCCCCGUGUGCCUGCAGUUCUUCACCCUCACGCUCAUGAACUUGUACUUCACGCAGGUGAUUUUCAAGGCCAAGUCCAAAUAUUCUCCAGAGUUACUCAAAUAUCGGUUACCUCUCUACCUGGCCUCGCUUUUCAUCAGCCUUGUUUUCCUGUUGGUGAAUCUGACCUGUGCUGUGCUGGUGAAGACAGGAAACUGGGAAAGGAAGGUUAUCGUCUCCGUGAGAGUGGCCAUCAAUGACACACUCUUUGUGCUGUGUGCCAUCUCUCUCUCCAUUUGCCUCUACAAAAUCUCCAAGAUGUCCCUGGCCAACAUCUACCUGGAGUCAAAGGGCUCUUCGGUGUGUCAGGUGACUGCCACUGGUGUCACCGUCAUCUUGCUCUACACCUCUCGGGCCUGCUACAACCUGUUCAUUUUGUCGUUUUCUCAGAUCAGGAAUGUCCACUCCUUUGAUUAUGACUGGUACAAUGUAUCAGACCAGGCAGAUCUGAAGAGCCAGCUGGGCGAUGCCGGCUACAUAGUUUUUGGUGUGGUGCUUUUCGUGUGGGAGCUCUUACCCACCACCUUGGUGGUCUAUUUCUUCAGAGUCAGAAAUCCCACGAAGGACCUUACCAACCCUGGGAUGGUCCCCAGCCAUGGAUUCAGUCCCAGGUCCUAUUUCUUUGACAACCCCCGAAGAUAUGACAGUGAUGACGAUCUUGCCUGGAACAUUGCCCCUCAGGGACUUCAGGGAAGGACUUCUCCGAGCCUACCCAGAGAGAGCCAGAGCAUUUGCUGCUCCAGUCACUCAGUGGAACGUGACCUGGGACAUCCGGGCAGACAUCUCGGAUCCUCUUCUAAAGCCAGAGAAUACAUGAACAAUAAUCACUAGAGCGAAUGUAUUAUAAGAACCAGUAUUUGAAAUUUGUCAUUCUUAAGUACUUAUUGACUAAGAUCACAAGUGUCAUCUCACUCAUUGUUUGCUACAGUCCUGUGAGGUCGGUAUAAUUGAGUUCUCAUGGUUCAAGAUCUGUGGGAAUCCCUUUCCUAGGUAAGCAAUGUGGCUGGCCCUGGUGCAUACCUCAGUGCCAGAGUACAUGGGAACUGCCUCCUUUCUUGAAAAUCCACUUGCAACCUGGGCUCAGUCUCUUUUAGGGUGGGUAUUUACACACAGUAGCAUUCACAAUGGGGGGGGUGUGUGUGUGCGUGCUCAAGAUAGUAAACAAGCUGUACCUGGUGCCUUCAGCUAGACCCAGAGUCUGGAUAACAGCGAGGAAGAGGAGGAAGGGAAGCCCUCCUAGCCAGGGCCAGGAGCAGCCCUAGCUGCCCAAUGUUCCUCCUCUCCCUGUGCACCUGGAUCUGCCUGGCGCUCAGAAAGCUCAUUGGUUUGGGCUGUGUGUGUGCUGUCUCAGUGGGGAGGGAGGAGAGCCCUGAUCAGAUAAGAAAAUAAGGUAGCAGGGGAAAGCGCAGAGCAGCAGAGGUCACGUACAGAUUCUGGAAGCAAGCCAACAUACAAAGCUUUCUCAGGGUCAAAGCCAUCCUCCGAGAGUCUGAGCUUCACCUCUUCCCAAACUGUUCUCUCAGCUAGCACCCCACUGUUUCACCCUGGGACCCCACCCGAGCAUCCCUAACCAUGACUUGCCAGAAGUUGCCAAGAGUAGAGAGGGAAUACUCAGCCUGUGCAGAGCAAGACAAGACCCUUCUGUGAUAGAGGAAAAUGAAAAGUGUCGAGUUCAAACGGUAUCUCAGAUGUUGCUCUUGAGGACUUUUGUUGUUCACUCAACCCUGACUACAGCCUAACAAGGAAGUUGCUAAUGCCACUCCUGUUCCACAGAUGAGGAAACUUCAGACACAGAAAUUCUCUAUCCAAAACACAUGGCCACUGAACUGUAAGACAAUUUUUUGCCGAAACUGUGUUCUCCACAGUGGCUAGUUUUAGGUUCUAGUAGUUGCAAACUUCUGAGCUCUGCAGGGUUUGGUAGACUUGAAUGCAGGCUGCCAGCAGUGUGACUAGCUGUUUGGUGGGAAAUGGGCUUCCAGACACCAGCCUGAAAAACCCAAGUCUAUUGCUAAAGUACACAUGCCACUUAUAUAUAACACACUGUGUUAAGCCACUAAACUGGUUUUGUUUGUUUGUUUAAAGUUUUGCUCCGGACUACUAUGACUGGGGACAGCAAACUAACAGCUUCCUGGCACAAGCAGGAACUUUGCUGCAAGACUCUACUUUGGAUCCAGACAAAGCAAGUCAAGGGUAGCAGCAGCUUGACACAGUCCUAUGGAAGAGUCCUCUGUUGAAAACCUUCAGCCAGACAGACUGGAUGACAGCUGAGUUUUUAGGGCACUUUUCCUUAUGACACAGAACUUUAUUUUUUGCUGUAGCUUUCUCAUGGCUCCAUAGGACUAAGCAAUAAUUUAGAGUGAUAAAUCCUUACUUUAGUACUAGCAGAGAGCCUGGCUAUUUCAGUGGGUAUAAUUUAAACUUUUAAAAGAGAUUCUGUACUUUUAUAAAGAUGUAUUUUAUAUAACUUAAAUACUAAUGCUAAAGUAUACUAGGUUUUCCCAUGAUUGUUACUGUAAUGUAUGUUGUAGUUUGCACAGACUUUCAUGCAUAAUUCACUUUAAAACGUAUAGAAUACGUGGUCUAAUAGUUUAAAGCUUUUGGACAAGUUUCGAAAAGCCUUACCUCUGAAGGUCACUCUGAUUGUGAGGGCCACUGCCACUCCAGUGUUGAAAGUUAAGAGGAGGCAGAGUGCCAUGGUCUGUAUGUAACUGGCUCAGCAGUAGCAGCUCCUCUUAAACUUUGCCCAAAGUUGGGUGCUUCUUCAUCCGAGAGCACUACUAUAAGCACUCUGGUAAUAAGUGGAUACUGUCAAGAUGUAGUUGCCGACACUAUUAAACCUCCUCUGCUGUGUGUGUAGCCGUUUUGUAGAGUUUUCUUCAGCCUGGUGUGACUGAAUACUCACUACCUCAGUAGGAUGGCAGGACUGCGCCUUCCCUGACUCAGCCAGUGCUUUCUAUAAUCAAAGACAAACCAAGAAAUCCCCACUAAGUGUUAAGAGUAAAGUUUUCUGGCCCUCAAGCUCUAAAGGGCUGUGGGCUCUUGACAGCUUUUCUGUGAAACAUGCCUGUAAUUUGUGUGAGACUGACAUGGUGCUCAGUGCCUGUUAUUUUAAAUAGUGCUCAAGCGAUGGAAAGCUGUGUGUUUUAAACAGUGGCUCUGCUAUGGCAGUGGGACCCCCGUCUCAGCCAGAGGGGGUUCCAGACAGUGUUCCCGAUGGGUGUCUUGGGGCUUCCCUGGGUGUGCUCUGGAACCAAAAUGGCCCUCCUGGAAGCUGGAUGCUUUGGCUUCUCACAGAAUGCAUCAUCUGGUCCCAGAGGUCACCAGAGCCACAGUCAGUCUCACUCAUACAGCCUACAGCCCACUUUACUAGAGUUUUGCUGCUCUAGAGUUUUGGAAAAGCCCAUCUUGGGCUUUAACUUAACAGGGUCAAGGCCACUUUCUCCUGUUUUGAUGCAUUAAAACUUGGGAUCCCAAGUUUCAAAUGGGUCGUGACUGGGUUUUACUAUAGAGAGCACAAAGUUGAAGACAGUGCACAGCCCCUCACCCAUCUUUGCUUUUGAGUGUGACAAGCAUCUGGCUUGCAAACCAUGUACAAUAGUUAUUUGCCCUGGUGAAUUCCUCACUGAAGCAAAGCCUGCACAAAUAGCCUAAAUCGGUAGUUGACAGCAGCAGUGUAUAAGACAGUGUAUCUGUCACCUAUACUUCCAACGAUUCGGCUGUUGAAGCCAGUGCCCACAGCACCUGUGUCCUUGUCCACAGCAGGUUUGUUAUCCAUCAGUAGCUAAGUACAGGGCUUUCUGAAAAGCACAGCAUCAUUAAGACCAUUCUGUCUGCACUCAUUUUGUAGCACAUGCACACUUUACAGUUUGUGACUGUAGGAAGACAUACCCAGCAUCAACCAACAAGCUACGACCCACUUUUAUAAUAGUUCAACAUUCAUGUCAGCUAUUAUUUUUUGUUGGAAAGGACAAAAUGAUAUGCCUAUGGAAUCUUUUAUUUAUCUUUGUUUUCGAGACAGGGUUUCUCUGUGUAUGUAGCCUUGGAUUUCCUGGCCUCCCAUUGUAGAUGAGGCUGGCCUGGAACUCACAGCAAUCUCCUGCCUCUGCCUCUGCCUCCCUGAGUGCUGGGAUUAAAGGUGUGCACCACCACACCUGGCUGAAUCUCACUUUUUUUUUUUUUAAAGUAAGACUAUAACUCUUAAAUGUUGUCAACACAUUGGAAUGUAAAUGUGAUGGCUGUGGAUCACAGGCAAGGAAGGAGGUCUAACUUGCCUUUGAGCCCUCUCCCUUACCUCCUCUGCUAACAAAGCUAACUGUUCCUAAUGUGUUAAACAUAGGGAAAGGAGUGUUCAUGUUAACAGCAUCAUGAAUUUAAAACCUGGCAAUUUUAAAGAUUGAAGUGCACAGGGCCAAGCAUGGUAUUAUGCUUAUAAUCCCAGCACUAGCCUGGGCUGUAGCAGUACUCUGAGAUGAACAAGUUCAUCUCACUGAAAAUGACAGUGUGGUACCAGCACUGAGGGCUGCUAUAGCAAGAACAAGACACACAUGGUUUUAACUGCUGGAAGAGUCAUUUGCUUGCUUAGCUAAGAAUUCUGGCCAGGUUAUCAUGCUCAUAUCUAUGAUUGAUUGGCACCUAUUCCUUUAGACAGCUGGGGUAUGAGUUGUGAACUGGAGGUUAUUACAGCACAUGUCCCAGUCACAUUUGGUUUUUCGGUGGCUAUAGCAAGGAUGCCUUAAACAUACACAACUAGUGCUCUACCACUGAGCUAUAUUGCUUGCUCUUGCCAACUCUGCCUUGACUGUGUCGGACACACUCAUAGCAUCUGUUCUGGUCACGUGUUCAUCUGCAUAAAUCAGGUAAACCCUGGCACCUCCCAAAUUCCUCCUUGGGAAUUUCAACUGCUUCUGUAGACCAUAGUGUUAAGCCAACACUAGACCCCUAUAAAGAGCAAAAGAAGAAUUAGUGGGUGCUUCAGGAGCACUGUGAAAAUCUCAUCUGGAUCGACGUAGUGUGUAUCACUAGAACAUUGUCCACACAUGCAUGUGUACUUGCACAGUGGAGAUCAAAUGCAGGCCUUAAACUUGUUAAGCAAGUGCUCUGUCUGCCACUAAGCUACACACAUUCCAGCCUCUGCUGUGUGUUCUACUACCAGGUUACAAAUAAUUUAUCAAAAUUUACAAGUUAAGCCAACUGUUUCAGAAAAAGGAUCCUGCUUUAAGAACAGACUGGUGCAGAAGCAUCGAAGUGCAGUUUCACUUUAUCCAGUAUGCAUGAGCUAUUCACAUCUCUGAUGGGUCCAGGUGGGGGAACAAUUAAAAAGGAGCAGGCUCAAAGACUACAUAAGACAAAGUGAGACUACUUUUUAAAUGGGAUUGUCAAGACAGGCAUUGGAAUUAGUGUCUCCUGGGUGUCUCUGUUGUACUGGGCAGUUGUCAUGAGUUUGGAUCUGAGACCAUACAAAGAGAGUCAUAGAUUAAUUUCCUUUCAGGUCCUCUUUCCCAAAGGAACAAAAUACCCAAUACCUGUUUUGACCAUUCUUAUGUCCCAAAGUUUUGACUUCCUACACCUUGGCCUCAUCCUUGCCCUGAAUAAAUACUGUGUUCAUUAUAGACUCAUGCAAUCCAGGAUUGUGAUCCUUGAAUCCAAAUGCUUGCAGGCAUCCAUACCUGCCUUCUCCAAACCUUGAUAUGGCCCUGCUCCAUUUUCUGAUUCAGAUACCUUGCUAAUGGCUUCUUUUCCCCCUAAGCAUUAUCUGGUUCACCCCUCAAAUAAAGAUUUUCUAUAAUCUAAGUAGAUUGUAUGUCCCCAAACUUUAACCUAGUCAGAACUGGAAUUCAGAGAUCCACUUUCUUCAGCUCAUAUGAGCCUUAAAAUUCUUCCCUUUCUACCAACUCUUGUCAUAUAACUGCUACCCAUGAUUCUGACUCCACUAUUCACUCCCCAGUCAUGGUCUUCCUACAAGACCCUAACUAAAGCAUAGAAAGAGUGCAUGCAUUCAGAUAAACAGUACCUUCCCAGGGCUGCUGUGUGGCUUUAGCAGACAUGAAACUAUUGGACAAAUAAAUGGAGUGGGAUUUUUUUUUAUAUGAAGAUAAGCCCAAAAUCAUUCUUGGAGACUUUGUCUUACAAGAUGAACUCUGACUUCAUAGGUGCUCUGCAAUAAAUACCUCUAUGAAAUGCCCCAUUUAGGAAGAGUACUCAAAAUUACCCCAGGGAGUUAAAAAGAAAGCCUAAAGGGUCAUUAAGCUGUGUGAAAUUGAGAUAGAAAACUAAAAACAUCAAGAGGUUAAAAGUACCUUCACAUCUAAAGAUGUAGCUGUGGUCUGAGUGCUUGUCCAUUUGUAGAAGGCCCUGGGUCCAAACCCUAGCACAGCAUGAUAGCUUACACCUGUGAUCCCAUGAAAAGUGGACACAAGGAAAAUCAGAAUUCAAGAUCAUCCUUGGCUAUCCAAGGAGUUUGAGGCCAGCCUGAGACACAUGAGACCCUGAAAGUAAUGAAAGGGAGGGAGGGAGGGACUCACAAAACAGCCUGACAGAGUUCUGUCAUGCUGUAUGGAUUUUUUUCAAAGUUCAUGUGAUAUCAUAAACAGUAUCUAGGAAAAAAACAAAAGGUGCAGGGGAAAGAAUGAGAAUGUGUGGUCAAUUUGAACGCAUUAAUAGUAAACUCCAAAUUACCCAUUAUGUGUUGGUGUCACAUUAAGGAAAAGAAAUCAAAGCACUUUCCAUUGAUGUCAUUUAACCAAGGGUGAGCCCAGAUCUGAAUUUCUAUUUCAUAUUCCCUGUGUCUUCUGUUCUUGCCCUCUGAAUCUGUUACAUGAGUCAGAAUCUGUGCCUACCUGAGGCUGUCAUGUAAAUCUAUCCCUGUGUGUUCAUCCAUCCCAAAGGGCUUUGCUCUUUAUUGAGCAGCACAAAAAGCAUCCCAUGGGGAAUGAAUGAGUGAUAAGAGAAUUUUUUUUUUCUUCUGUUUUUCAAGGCAAGGUUUCUCUGUGUAGCUUUGGCUGUCCUGGACUCGCUUUGUAGACCAGACUGGCCUCAGACUCACAGAGAUCCUGCCUCUGCCUUCCUCAGUGCUGGGAUUACAGUUGUGCACCACUGUACCUGGCUGAUAACAGAAAUCUUUAACAGAGAUUCACAAAGGAUUAAGUAAGUCACAGACCCCAACUGACCCAGAUAAUGGUAUUUCAAACACUACUGUUUAUCAAUCAAUAUUCAAAUAUUAUGUUCAACAUUUAUGGUGGAUAUUCAUUUUAGAAGGUUGCUUUCAACUUCUGUAUUUUCAGCAAAUGGUACCCAUGCAUUACUCUGGAUCAGGGACAUGAAGAAUACAUAACUUCAGAUUACAGCUGUGCACUGGGAACUCCAAGGACAAGUAAAGGUGACUGUUAGCAUUGUUCUCUUAAAGGUGGGUUAACUAGCUGAGUAUACGGUAGGAUAGGAGGUCAUAAGUGACCUCAGAGGGCACUAACUGCCUGUGAGGGGCAUUAAAAGGUCCAGUCCGGUCCAGUCUCUUGGGAAGAUAUAUUUUUGUAAUAUUGCAUCAUCACAAGAGAGGACCGAAGACUAACAUUAAAUAUUAUUAAAACAAUCUCUACUAUUCCAUAUAGAAGAUGGACUGAAGAAAUGGGAACAGAACCUAGAUAAAGGGCUAAGCCCAUAAAAAUGUCAUAGAUCUGUCCUAUCUACGUGUAGACUCAAACUAGUCAUAGAGAAGAUGGACUGUUCAGGCACAAGCAGGUCACCUGCUAGGGAAAAUUGGGUGUGUUUCUUAACGUGUAUUUUGUACUAGGAUCUGUUUCAAGGGAUCAGAAUUUAGAAAUGAAAAUGUAAAACCAUCAAUCCUUCAGAAGGAAAAAAAAAAAAAAAGCCGGUGGUUUACUGUUUUGGUCUGAGUGAGGAAGACAGUCUACAAGCUGAUACAGAAACCAGCCAAGAACUGGUAUAAGAAAUCAGACCGGAAAACAGCACAGAAAACUGUCAGGACAAAGCCAGGUAACAAACUGGAAGACUAUGCAGCCAGUCACACUUGAAGGAUUACACCCUAAACAGGUGAAGUUCCAAAUACCAUGCAGUAAAAAAGUGCACAAAGAACAUGGAACAAAUUCAGGGGACUCCUCAUUAAGAGUUGUUAAUUUUAUAUAUUUAGGUUAAAAAUGAACAUUUUAAACUUAUAUUCUCUCAGAAUGUCCAAGCCCAGCAUUUGGACACCUUCUAUGAUGGUGAGGUUGUGGGUGAGCAAGCACAGGUGGUAUGUGAUGUGAACUAGCUGCUCUGGAGGGCAGAAUCUAAGUCAGUGCCUUUCAAAACUACAAGUGUGUGUGUAGUCUUUCACUUUUGAAUACUUAGAGAUGUAUGUAUACAUAUGUGAUAUGAUAUGUGGACAAGGUCUAGAAACAACCCAAAUGCUCAAGAAUGGUACUGCUUAACUAAAUAAUGGCAUAGCCAUAUUAAAAAUUCCAAGUACCCACAAAAGUGAAAAAGUUAUCUGGUGAUAUGUGGCCACUGAAAUAUUAGGUGAUAAAAGCAGAUGGUGUGUAUGUGAUGUUAUUCCAAGUAAAGACACAGAGAAAUGAGGCUUUAUAUUUGUACAUAUGGCAUACUGGGGGAAAAAAAAAGAGGUAUGAAUGGAGAUAAAAAAAGCCAGGGGCAGAAGGUAUGUGUGCACACUAUGGGAAGCCGGGAAGACAUUGUAUUUUUAGUAUAUACUGUGUUUUUUAACUAUGUGAAUGUAUCAACUGUUCAGAAAGUUAAAUAAAAGAAGCAUUUUUUAAAGCCUA